Lindgomyces ingoldianus is the source of this 504-nucleotide messenger RNA. RefSeq lists its product as uncharacterized. The transcript has 3 exons. The record is from RefSeq and is a predicted model, not a curated record. Lineage: Eukaryota; Fungi; Ascomycota; Dothideomycetes; Pleosporales; Lindgomycetaceae. The coding region runs from base 1 to 504 and encodes 167 amino acids.
AUGUUAGAUUUGGAGGGUAAACUCGCUAAAUGCUCAGCCAGCUUUGCCCAUCAAAGAUUGAAGCCGGAUAUGUUCAGUAAUUCUAUGGGACUCUGGGCAGAAUUUGAAGCGACCGUCGGACUGAGAGAAGAAGGGAAUCGCCCAGAAGGAUGGGCGGCAUCGGCCUGCACAACAGAACAAGGCCCGCUACUGACUUUGUUGAUAGGGGGAACACACUCGAAGAGUCAACAAAUAAAAAGCGCAGAGUCCGCUUCGAAGAACCCAAAGUCUGAUCUUAUAAAGCAGCGAAUAUAUCCGGAACCAACAUUCUCUCCCAGCAAACAUGACUCUGCGCCAAGAAGUAUAUCAACUUUUAGCAUGAGGCUUACAGGCCGUUACAAGAUAGCCUACGAGCCCUUAAUAGAUGGCCAUUACCGGCUUGAAAUCCCCUCUUGGCCUUGCAUUCGGCUACGGUUCAACCCUAGAGAGAAUCCCGGGCAACACCGGAAGGUAGGCCCUGACUAA